Drosophila mojavensis is the source of this 1448-nucleotide messenger RNA. RefSeq names its product putative sulfiredoxin (gene Srx). Lineage: Eukaryota; Metazoa; Arthropoda; Insecta; Diptera; Drosophilidae. Gene Ontology annotation, cellular component: cytoplasm. Gene Ontology annotation, biological process: cellular response to oxidative stress. Gene Ontology annotation, molecular function: sulfiredoxin activity. The record is from RefSeq and is a predicted model, not a curated record. The transcript is spliced from 3 exons. The coding region runs from base 313 to 795 and encodes 160 amino acids.
UAUGCAAUGCAAACACUCCCAGUCCCAAGAACAUUGUACUGAAUUAAAAAUUCGAUUUCAUUUACUUUUAUCAAGUAGCAUUUACGUUUGCCUUUGUUUACGAGUGCUUGCACUUGGGGCAGCGGGCCAACAAGAUUCUUGAUUAUGCAGAAAAUAAAAUAAAAUCGCAGAAAAAAAGAAAUUAAAAGAAAAGUGUGACAAACCACACACACGCAUACAAAGAAAAAAUACAAUACAAAAUAAAACAAAACAACUUUAAACGCUCCAGCAGCGAAUAUUGCAUCCAAUUUGUUGAUUGCAAUAGGCGCCUGCAUGAACUUCAUUAAGCAAUUCGCACUGCAGGCGAGUGGACGCAUCGCAGCGCCUCCCAGUGGACAAAAAUUGUGGGCGACUUCACAACAGCAACAAGUUAUCAAGUCUUCAACCCAUUCGGGCAACGGUAAGCAUAUGGCUAACUUGGAUAAUUCCGUGCACUCGGCGGGCAUCGAGGAGGUGCACAAUGUACCCAUGAGCGUCAUCAAACGGCCGAUACCCUCUGUCCUGGACGAGAUGAAAGUUCAAUCACUCAUGGCCACCAUCGAUGCGGAAACUGACGCCGAUAAUGUGCCACCGGUUGACAUCUUGUGGAUUACAGGUAGCGAAGGCGGCAACUAUUACUUCAGCUUUGGCGGCUGCCAUCGCUUCGAGGCCCACAAACGACUCAAUCGGCAAACCAUAAAAGCAAAACUAGUCCGAUCCACAUUGGGUGAUCUUUAUCACUACAUGGGCUCCAGCGCGCCAAAGUAUUUGGCAUAGUUUCAAUAGUAGUUAUUUUUGUUGUCUUUUUUUACUUUUGUUAUUUUUUGCUAAAAUGUUAACAAGUGUGCCUUUAAUAAGCGUGUAUAUUUCAUAAUUAUAUAGAUGUGUUUUUCUUAAACGAAAAAAAAAAAACACGUUUAUUUCCUUAUUUUUAUUCUAACUGCCGUUUAGUGCUGUAAGCUGCGCCUAAGAAAUCGAUAACAUUCAUUCAUCUUGCUAAAGCGAUGUCCUUUGAUACCUUCAGUGCAGCCGCUUAUCGUUACCGUUAUAUUUUAUUUGCUGGAACUGCCAUGGACAAGUUCAAUUUACUAUUGAGUGGAAUGAGAGGAAUGACUCCCCAUUUGGUUUGGCAUGCAACAAAUGAAGUUUUCAACUUGACACGUUUUUUUUUAGUGGUUUAUAAAUAUUUAAUUUUAAUUAACUAUACAUAUUCGAUACAGAAAAUAAUCAAUUUGUUAAUAGCUACAUUAUGAAUCUGCUAUGCAAGUACUCCAAUCAGACAAGUACGAAUGAGUCCAUACUUGCCAAUCAAGCCGAUUGCCAAGUGGAUAAAAAGCUCGGGCUGGAAUUGUUUCUGAGCUUUGUUUACAAUUUUCGAAGCAUGGUUCGAAACAAUGGGCGCUUAAAAAACUCGUAAAAUUUGUUAAAUG